Messenger RNA from Carassius auratus (goldfish), 998 nucleotides. RefSeq lists its product as uncharacterized. Bases 140 to 853 code for a protein of 237 amino acids. The record is from RefSeq and is a predicted model, not a curated record. Gene Ontology annotation, cellular component: plasma membrane. The transcript has 3 exons. Gene Ontology annotation, molecular function: monoatomic cation channel activity. Lineage: Eukaryota; Metazoa; Chordata; Actinopteri; Cypriniformes; Cyprinidae.
GACAUCAGAGUCUGUUUUAGGACUAGUAAAAGAUAUUCUGAAUGGAGAUGCUGUUAAGAUAAUACCAUCGACAAUUUUGUUAAUUGUAUUGAAGGAGCUGAUUGAAAUUGACAUAUAUUCAUGCCCAUGCAAUGUUGGGAUGAAUGACCUGGUAACAGUGUUUGUGUUCAUUGGACCUGCUUUUUUUAUUUUCAUGUUAAUGUAUCUUGGACUUAGGUUUUUUAAAAAAAGAUGCAGUUAUUGUAGAGGAGCAAAUGAUGAUACUCAGGGGUACUGGCAUAAAGCUGUGACAGCUUGUCUGAUUUCACCUGUUAUAUGGAUUAUUAUUUUGUUACUUGAUGGUGAAUAUAUUGCUUGUGGCAUGACAUAUUGGAAUGGAGUUUAUGUGUUUGAUGAUGUGCUCCAGAACUUUUGGUGUAAACCUACUGAAGAGACAGAAAGUAAGACUUUGACUGAGCUACGGAAUCUGACUAGCAAAUAUAUUCAUCAGUCUCAGGUUUCAGGUUAUGCUUUGACAGGUAUUUUUAGUGUAUUGCUGUUUGUUUCUGUGGUAGUCUAUGACUGCUGCAACAGUGGGAGAUGUCAUCGCUGCCCAAGUCAACUGUUGUGCUGCAGACGAAGAGCAGCGACACAGCAUGAGGGACAACAUGUUGAAACAGUUACUGGUAGGAUUGAUGCUCCCUGUGACACUCCCUCCAACACUGAUCACAGCACAACACAAAAUCAGACUCCUUCAGAAGCUUCUCCUCGUCUUUGUGAGGUUACGGGGGCAAUUAAUGAAUCUAUCAGGGAUGUGAGGCAGCAGUCUGAGGUUUGCGGUUCCAACGCCGAACAGCAGCCCAUCACCAGCUAAGAUUUCAGCGACACACUGCACGAGAAUCUGCACUACUUCGGUUAAAAAGUUAACAGAGAACAGUUCAAUACACUUGAAUUAAAAGGUUACUUUUAAUGUUAAAUGUUGUUUUUAUUUUUAAAAUGCUUGUUAAAUUAGUCUUACA